AUGACGCAGUUGAGUGUAUAUGGCGGCCUCUUCUCUGAUCCCCCGCUUAUCUCGACAGAUGGGGACCCAAAGCGGACGGACCCGUACGACAAAAUGGACACCAUCCCGUCGCGCUACCUCGGCAAGGGAAUGAGUAUAGGCCGCAGUGGCACAGGACAAAAUGCCGAGGUGUAUUUUGACAAGAAGUACCUGACACUUGCCUCUCCUGAACAGAACGGCAAUAAAGACUUGGGUGCUUUUGAGGAUGCCGACACACGCAUGCGUCGAGAAGCAAUGGAAUCAAAAAAAAAGAACAUCUCUGAAAAGGUGUUUCUUUUGCCGUCCUAUCCGAAGUGGAGUGAUGGCCCAGGCAGUUAUUCAGGCUGCUUUCAGGAUCGACCGUAUCCGUUUAUCCUGCCAGGGGAGAAUGAUAAGAAGUCUCGCCGGCGGAAGAAGGCGGCCGUGACGGAGGUGACUGACAAGAACAAGUCUAGUCUUCCCAACAUCAAGACUAAUCGAACCAAGAAGGGAACAUACGGCGUCCCUGGAACGCUUCUGGACAAUCCCAAGUAUAAUGACAACUGGCGACAGGAAAUGGAGAAAUUGGAUGCUUUGAGGGCAAAGCGGGAGAAAAACGUUCCGCAACCAAAGCCAAUGGGUUCACCAUUUAAAACUCCAGGCGUUACCCACGACUUUUUAGACGAACUCCACGCCACUGGCGUGUCGGCCGUAUAUCACUACGAGCCGGUGGAAGAGAAGUCCCCAAAACGCAAAGGGCGUGUCAAAUCUCCAGCUGCGGUGGCGGUUUUUACACAGGAGAGACCUAUGUCAUUUAAACGGACCAAAUCUGGUCAAGAAGGCUGCAUUGCGGAUUUCCCCAACACCUGGAUUGACCCUGAUGCUUUGGAGAGAGAGAGAAAUAAAGGAAAGAAGAAGAACCGAAAGCCAAAGCCAGAAUACGUUCCGAGCCCUCCUAAGGGAGCAAGCGGGAUCUGGAAGCCGAAUUCAUUUCCUGAAGCAUCGGUUGUACAGUCGUGUCUUCGUCGAUUCUACUAG
Molecule: messenger RNA, 1035 nt
Organism: Trypanosoma cruzi
Lineage: Eukaryota; Euglenozoa; Kinetoplastea; Trypanosomatida; Trypanosomatidae
Exons: 1
Coding region: 1-1035 (344 amino acids)
Source: RefSeq, a predicted model, not a curated record